CCGUCUUAUGCUAGCCAUCAUAACUGAAAUUUCCCUGGUUUUACAAUUGCAGUCAUUUAUCCUAACUUUUCUUGCGGAGUGGGGUGAUCGAAGCCAGAUAGCAACAAUUGCAUUGGCUACACACAAAAAUGCAAUCGGAGUAGCUAUAGGAGCAACAUUAGGACACACCAUCUGCACAUCAGUUGCUGUGGUUGGUGGGAGCAUGUUGGCGUCGAAAAUCUCCCAAGGCACAGUCGCUACCGUUGGAGGCUUGCUCUUCCUCGGCUUUUCCUUGUCCUCGUAUUUCUAUCCUCCUCUGUGAGUGAGAUGUUGUAGGCUAACCUGAUUCUUUUGUAGCAUCAAUGCUCUCCACUUCAGCAUUUUACCUUUUUUUUCCCUUUCCUCCUGGUAAUUUUUGUUCCCCCUCCGUACAAAUCCUUCAUAGAAAAACUUGGUAUUAGCUGGAUAUUACCAGCUUUUUAUAUUCGUUCCUUGUAAAAUCUUAGCAAUAUAGAUACACGUUAAUAGCUUUCCUCUA
Messenger RNA from Humulus lupulus (European hop), 517 nucleotides. RefSeq names its product GDT1-like protein 4. The transcript is spliced from 2 exons. Gene Ontology annotation, molecular function: calcium ion transmembrane transporter activity; manganese ion transmembrane transporter activity. Gene Ontology annotation, cellular component: Golgi apparatus. The coding region runs from base 8 to 301 and encodes 97 amino acids. The record is from RefSeq and is a predicted model, not a curated record. Gene Ontology annotation, biological process: Golgi calcium ion homeostasis; Golgi calcium ion transport; calcium ion transmembrane transport. Lineage: Eukaryota; Viridiplantae; Streptophyta; Magnoliopsida; Rosales; Cannabaceae.